AUGGACGACGACGAUACUGCAGUUCCGGCUCACAACAAAAAUGAAGACAUUCAACAAGCCUGUGAAACUCGCAGCGUGGAGCGACUGAGGGAGUAUGCAAGAUCAGAAGGCGGGUUGCUUGAUGAUGAGCUCCGGCGCCGUGCAUGGCCAAUACUUCUCGCCUGCGACACAAGUGAUGACGAUUCCGCCGUUGCAUCGAAAGAACUGCCCGAACACCGCGAUGAAGGACAAGUGCAGCUGGAUGUGGAUCGCUCGUUUGUCUACUACCCUGAAGCUGAAACGGAGAGCAAAAAGGACUUUCGCAAACAGGAGCUAUCGCAAGUCAUCACUACUGUACUCCGCCGACAUCCCAUGCUGCACUACUUUCAAGGCUACCACGACAUCGUUCAAGUGCUCUUGCUAGUCCUUGGCGUGGAUGCAGCCACCUCAGCUGCCGCCAGGCUGUCUUUGCUUCGUAUUCGCGACUUUAUGCUCCCAACCAUGGCGGGCACAGAGCCACAUCUGCGGCUACUUCCUGCCAUACUCUACGCUUCCGAUCCCACUCUGGCCACACACCUUUCCCAGACCCAACCUUUCUUCGCUCUACCAGCCACUCUCACGCUGUAUGCGCAUGAGAUUGAGGAGUAUGGUUCAAUUGCGAGAUUGUUCGACUUUUUACUUGCCAGUGAGGCCGUGGUAUCCGUAUACCUGUUUGCUGCAGUAAUCAGAUCACGAAAGAGCAGCUUGCUCGACAUUGAAGCGGACGAGCCAGAGAUGUUGCACUCUGUGCUCUCCAAACUCCCAAGACCCCUGAACCUGGAGGCUUUGAUCGACGACACCGUCUUUUUGUUCGAAAAGUACCCGCCGGAGCGCCUGCCCGGUAGGAGCUGGGCUCGUAUAUCAUCAAAUAGUGUGCUCAAGACGACUCGGAAGUUUGACGAAGUCGCGCAGCAGACACUACAGGAUGGCGAACGAUUUUUCGCAAAGGAAGCUGCGGAGCUUCAGCGUCAAGCGGUUAUGCAACAACGAUUGCAAAAAUACCGUACCCUGGCUCGCAGGUAUAAAAGACCGGCGGCAUUGACCAGUAUUGCAAUGCUCGUUGCCAUCGCAGCCAUGCUGCUCCGAAACCAUCCUCUACCGGACACCCUCACCGGCUCAAGUACGAUCUUUCUCGGACUACAGCGACGGAUCGUUGAAUUCUGGCAACAGACGAUGGGCUGA
Neohortaea acidophila is the source of this 1200-nucleotide messenger RNA. Its product is annotated as rab-GTPase-TBC domain-containing protein. Gene Ontology annotation, cellular component: endoplasmic reticulum membrane. Lineage: Eukaryota; Fungi; Ascomycota; Dothideomycetes; Mycosphaerellales; Teratosphaeriaceae. Gene Ontology annotation, molecular function: GTPase activator activity. The record is from RefSeq and is a predicted model, not a curated record. Gene Ontology annotation, biological process: positive regulation of GTPase activity; endoplasmic reticulum to Golgi vesicle-mediated transport. The transcript is spliced from 4 exons. The coding region runs from base 1 to 1200 and encodes 399 amino acids.